Dentiscutata erythropus is the source of this 215-nucleotide messenger RNA. The record is from the annotation of a GenBank genome assembly. Lineage: Eukaryota; Fungi; Glomeromycota; Glomeromycetes; Diversisporales; Gigasporaceae.
CGUCAUUAUAUUUGGUGAAAUCGGCAAAUAGAGUACUAGAAACUAUUGAAGAUCAAACAGAAAUAACAAUAUCGAAAUCAGUAGAACCAUACAAAACCUUAGUUCAACAAAGCACCACCAAUUAUAACGACACCAAUGAUGAAGCAACUAAGAUACUCGCCACCAACGAUGAAGCCAUUAAAUCCCAUCUGGCAGCAACGGCACCAGCAACAUAA